AUGCCGGAACGAAUUCAACCUCGACCAAUCACAAAGAUCUUGGUGGCGAAUCGAGGUGAAAUCGCCGCCCGCAUCCUCUCAACAUGCCGCGAACUGAACCUCGAGACCUACGCCUUGUACAGCGAAAACGACAUCUCCCACGUCUUCAACGCCUCCCAUGCCAUCCAGCUCGACUCCGCUGCGGACUACAUGUCCGUCGACAAGAUGCUGCAGAUCGUCCAGGAACACCGCAUCGACGCUCUGCACCCCGGUUAUGGAUUUCUCUCCGAGAGCGCCGAGUUAGCGGACCGCAUGGGGUCGAUAGACGUGAUGGUCGUGGGACCCGGAGCGGAGAAUUUAGGUCGCACGGGGGAUAAACUGGAGGCGAGGAAGUUGGCGGAGAUGUGCGGGGUUCCUGUCUUGCCGGCGUUCACGAGUCCGACGGGGGACGUCGAGGAAGUCGAACGGUUUGCUGAGAAGAAUGGCUUUCCGAUCAUGGUCAAAGCGGUCGAUGGGGGUGGGGGACGGGGGAUCCGACUCAUUCGGCGGAGUGAGGAUUUGAGGAGUCUGGUGACGAGGGCGGUGGAGGAGAGUCCGACCAAGAAGGUUUUCGCGGAGAAGGCGGCGGUGGAUGGGUACAGGCAUGUGGAGGUGCAGAUUUUGGGGGAUGGGAGGGGUGGGGUGUGUCAUCUUUGGGAGAGGGAGUGUAGUAUUCAGAGGCGGUAUCAGAAGGUUGUGGAGUUGGCGCCGAGUAUGUGUGCGGAUCGAAGGGUUGUGAAGCCGGUUGUUGAGGCGGCUGUGAGGAUUGCUAAAGAAGUCAAAUACGCCUCCCUAGGCACCUUUGAAUUCCUCCUCAACCCCCACACGCAAGAGUUCUUCUUCCUAGAAAUCAACCCCCGCCUACAAGUCGAACACACCAUCACGGAAUCCAUCUGCUCGACCGACAUCGUCAAAGCCCAACUCCGCCUCGCCCAGGGCGCCUCCUUCUCAGAAAUCGGCCUCGAUGGCUUAUCCCAAGACCCCCUGACUCCACCACAACAACACUCCAUCCAACUCCGCGUGACGGCCGAAGACGUCGAAAAGAACUACGCCCUCAGCAUCGGCAAAAUCACAUCCUUCCACUUCCCCUCCGGCGUGGGAACCCGCGUGGAUACCGCUCUGGUCCCCAACGCCCCAGCAAUCGUCACCUCGGACUUCGACAGCGUCAUCGCCAAAAUCAUCAUCACCGCCCGAACCUUCCCGGACGCCGUCGCCAAAGCCCGUCGCGCGUUGCAGGAUACCUCUGUCACAGGGAUUCAGACGAACCUUCCUCUUUUACGAGCUAUUGUCUCGCAUGAGGACUUCGAACAACGGAGUUGCGACACGCAAUGGCUCGAGGCGAAACACGAGGAACUCCUCUCACUCAGCAAAACGUCCCACGACAUCAAAGACCCCCUGCACGGUCUCGCCACCUCGCAAUCCUCCUCCUCAUCGACAUCCUCCGCACUCGCAGCGGCAGGAGGCGGAAGUGCAGGCCCGCUGCUCAAAAAAGACGACGCCUGGAAACUCGUCCUCCAACCCCAAGACUCCAAACAGGAAGAACAAACCCACCACCUCCACCUCCAAAAAAUCCUCCAAUCCGACUUCCCCACGUCCUUGCGCGCCCAGAUCCUCUACACAACCCCUGCCUCCCCUCACCCCAUCCCCUACACCCUAUCCCUCUCCUCCACCACAGCCUCCAGCUCCGCCAUGAUCUCCUCGCACCCGCAGGGCAACAAAUCCGACCCCUCGCAUAUCAUCUUGCCGCUGUCGGGGAAGUUGGUGGAGGUCUGUGUGGAUGAGGGGGAUGUGGUGGAGAAGGACGAGGCGGUGGCGGUGGUGAGGCAGAUGAAGAUGGAGGUCGAGGUGAGGAGUCGCAGGAGGGGGGUUGUGAAGUGGGUGACGGAGGCGGAGGACGGGGAGGAUGUUGGGGAGGGAAUGUUGGUUGCUGUUGUUGUUGAGGAGGAGGGGAGGGCGAAGUUGUAG
Molecule: messenger RNA, 1983 nt
Organism: Zasmidium cellare ATCC 36951
Lineage: Eukaryota; Fungi; Ascomycota; Dothideomycetes; Mycosphaerellales; Mycosphaerellaceae
Exons: 3
Coding region: 1-1983 (660 amino acids)
Molecular function (GO): ATP binding; metal ion binding
Source: RefSeq, a predicted model, not a curated record